AGAAAACUUCGGAAUCGGAAAACGCUCUCUCUCUCUCUCUCGCUUCCAUUUUCACAUUCAGAUUUCUCGCGAAUUCGAGAGUGCUGUGGUUGUUGCUCAGAUAGAAGGAAGCCAAAAUGGGGUUGAGCUUUACGAAGCUGUUCGGUAAGCUAUUUUCUAAGAAAGAGAUGCGCAUUUUGAUGGUUGGUCUUGAUGCUGCUGGUAAGACCACGAUCUUGUACAAGCUAAAGCUCGGAGAAAUUGUGACCACCAUCCCGACCAUCGGAUUUAAUGUGGAGACUGUGGAAUACAAGAACAUCAGCUUUACCGUUUGGGACGUAGGUGGUCAGGACAAGAUCCGUCCACUUUGGAGGCAUUACUUCCAGAAUACACAGGGCCUUAUUUUUGUUGUGGAUAGCAAUGAUAGGGACCGAGUCGUAGAGGCAAGAGAUGAGCUGCACAGGAUGUUGAAUGAAGAUGAGCUUAGAGAUGCUGUUUUGCUUGUAUUUGCUAACAAGCAAGAUCUUCCUAAUGCCAUGAAUGCUGCAGAAAUAACUGACAAACUCGGUCUUCACUCCCUUCGUCAGCGCCACUGGUACAUCCAGAGCACCUGCGCCACAUCUGGAGAGGGCCUAUACGAAGGUUUGGACUGGCUUUCCAACAACAUUGUUAGCAAGGCUUGAGACGACAAAUGAUUUGGUUGCUCAGGACUAUGUUCAGUGUUCUCCCAUUCUGGAAAGGAUAGUUUCAUUUAUUUAUUUAUUUAUUU
Cucurbita pepo subsp. pepo (vegetable marrow) is the source of this 748-nucleotide messenger RNA. Its product is annotated as ADP-ribosylation factor. Gene Ontology annotation, molecular function: GTP binding; GTPase activity. The record is from RefSeq and is a predicted model, not a curated record. Lineage: Eukaryota; Viridiplantae; Streptophyta; Magnoliopsida; Cucurbitales; Cucurbitaceae.